CUGAAGUAAACACAAGACCAUUGGCUGCUCCGAGUCCCUCGAGCGCUGUAAUGAAUAUGUAAACAUCGCUUCCCAAGUUUCUUGGACUAACGGUGCCAUCGGACAGCAUUAUCCACGUGUCUGGAGUGUUUAAUUUCAUUUAAUUAGCCAAUCUUUAAGAGGUUAAAGUGUCUAACUGACUGCCAGCGCUUAAUUUGAAACGCAAAGUGUGGAUUGAUGGAGACGUCUUUGAAACACUGAGAGCGGGAACAGCAUUGUGUUUAAAUCCUCCAGCAACCGAGUCUGCGAGCGUGUAUCUGAACGGAGAACAUUGUAGCGGAGUUGCUGUUUGCCGGCUUUUCUUUGUGUUGCUCUUCUCCAAGCAUGCUUGGAUCUCACAGCGCAGGAGCAGUUUGAACAUCGCCAACCCUUCUUCAACAUCCCAAAACUAUGGCCAGCGAUCACUGCUCAUAGAAGAGGAUUACUAAAACUCCUCAAAACACCCUUUACCUUUUCUCUGCCUCACUUGAGCUGCAAAAAACGUGUUGUUCUCCGCGUCCCUCUCAUUCUCCGCGCCUGGAUUGUUGAAGGACAAGUAAGAGAAAAAUUGCGCCCUUUUCAUAUGAGCAGCGCUUCGCCGAGAGGAAACAUGGAUGUAUUUUAUCCGUCUGCCGGAGGGAAUUCUAUUCCUGGGGAUCCACAGAACCUGGAUUUUUCCCACUGUCUGGGAUACUACAACUACAACAAGUUUGCGAAUAACAACAACUACAUGAACAUGGCUGAUGCCAACGGAGCUCUGCUAGCGGGAGGAGAUACAUUUCAUACUCCAAGUCUGGGUGACGAGGAGUUUGAAAUACCCCCCAUCACCCCUCCUCCAGAGACUGACCCUGGUAUGGGCCUUCAGGACGUGGGCUCACCUUACCCUGGGCUACCUGACCAUCCUAACCCUCAUCGGGGGUCUUUCACCCCGCAGUUCCCACCCCAGAGCCUGGAGCUGCCCUCCAUCACCAUCUCCAGAAAUAUGAUGGAGCAUGAAGGGCAAAUCAACAAUGGACAUUCAGGGGUUGUUGGCCAGACACACCUCCGUCAGUAUCCUCCAAACCCCACUAUGGUGAUGCGCUCCAUCAUUAGCAUGCACAACCCCAAUGGCAUGAUGUCUCAAAACCAGCUUACCACGAUCAACCAGUCCCAGAUCAACGCACAGCUGGGGCUGAAUAUGACUGGAUCAAACAUUGCUCACACAUCCCCAUCUCCACCUGCAAGCAAAUCUGCUACACCUUCACCCUCCAGCUCUAUCAAUGAAGAUGAUCAGGAGGAAGGAAACAGGGUGAUUGGUGAAAAGCGUCCCGCCCCUGAUGCCGGAAAGAAGCCGAAGACGCCCAAGAAAAAGAAGAAGAAGGAUCCCAAUGAGCCCCAAAAGCCAGUGUCUGCAUACGCCCUGUUUUUCAGAGACACCCAGGCAGCCAUUAAAGGCCAGAACCCCAACGCCACAUUCGGAGAGGUGUCCAAGAUAGUAGCCUCCAUGUGGGAUGGACUGGGAGAAGAGCAGAAGCAGGUUUACAAAAGCAAAACAGAAGCGGCAAAGAAAGAGUACCUGAAAGCUCUCGCAGCAUACCGUGCUAGCCUUGUGUCAAAGGCGGCCGCAGAGUCAGCGGAGGCCCAGACCAUCCGCUCGGUGCAGCAGACUCUGGCUUCCACCAGCCUCUCGCCAGCGCUCGUGCUGCCGUCUCCUCUGUCCCAGCACCCCUCCAUGUCUGCAGCUGCACAGGCACUUCAGCAGGCCCUGCCUCGAGCCAUCGCCCCAAAACCUCUGCAAAUGCGUGUCGGCGGCAGCCAGAUUGUCACCUCGGUCACGGUAGCUCACCAGAACAUGACGCCCGGCAGCGUGCAGUCGCAGCUGUUGGGGCAGAUGGGUCCGCAGUCGAGCGUGUCGUCACAAUUGAGUCCGCCAAUGCAGCCCCGGCAUUCAUCCAUGCAGCAGCAGAUGCAGCAGCAGCAUCAGAUGCAGCAGCAUUUGCAGCACCACCAAAUGCAGCAACAGCAAAUGCACCACCAGCAGAUUCAGCAGCAAAUGCAGCAGCAGCAUUUCCAGCAUCACCUGCAGCAGCAGCUUCAGCAGCACCACAUGCAGCAGCAGCAGCAGCAACACCAACAGAUGCAGCAGCAGCAGAUGCAGAUGCAGCACAUGCAGCAGAUGCAGCAAAUGCAUCAGCAUCAAAUGCAGCAGCAGCAUCUCCCGCAGUCGCAGUGUUCACCCGUGCAGCAUUCGCCCGGUACGCCACAUUCAGCUUCUCUCGGCAGCCCGCCGCCCCCUCCAGCGCCUCAGCAGCACCCCUCACAGGUACAGGCUCACGCACAGGUCCUGUCGCAAGUCAGCAUCUACUGAACCAAACGCCCUCAGAAAAGGAAGAUGGAAUUUAUCGAAAAGCAUCAAGCUUUUUUUAAGUUGCACUUAAGAAGUGUGUGAGAAAUAUGAAUGUUUUACAAAGAACUGUCCUUUGUUCUAGAUGGAUAUAAGAUAUGUGUUAAAGGACAAAGCAUCUUAGCUGGAUUUCUUGUCUAUAAGAUAGACUGAGCUACCGGGAGGUCUGUUCAUAGACUUGAGCACCCAGUAGUCAUUUGUAUGUAUAUUUAGUUCAUUUGGUUUUUCUCUCUCUAUCUCUCUCUCUCUCUCUGUUGUGGAGAUUAAACUCUAUCAGAGCAUGAUGACGUGGAAAGUCCGACGGUUUUAUUUAACAGCUUUAUUUAUGAGGUUGGAUUCACUCUUACCACUGGAAUGAGGAAUUCAGGAAGAAAGCGGCGUAAGGUGAACUGAACACUAAACUGGUCGUCAGAGACAUGCUGAAUGGCUCUUGCACUGUCCGACUGGUAAUUUUGCGAAGUCUACUUUCUCCCUUUUUUUGUCAUCCUGUCAAUGAACUGUUUAACAGUCACUGUCGGGAAGCUCUCAAUCAAAUCAUUCUGCUUUUAGAAACCAAGUGGUGUUUGACACAUCUCAUGCCGUGUUUUCAAACAGGAAAUCUCAAAACAUGUAAAAGACUUGGACUAUUGACACGCGUCCAUCGAUCAUUUCUGUCAUCCUCCUAUCUGUGACCUGCUGUAUGUGUUAUUCUGAGGAAAGAGGACUUGUUGUCCUCUGGCCAAAGCCCUCAAACGGCGCACUCACUCCAACAUAUGUAGUAACAGCGCUCCAAAAAUCAUUCUUCUCUGUAAUUAUCUUUACCUCAGAAGUUUUAUUGAAUAAGUUAUGUUUUUGAGUUAUUUUCUUUCAUGUAAUGAGAACAUUUUAUUGGGGAGAACAGACUAAAUUACUGAUGUUAGUCUGUUGGUUUACUGAUUGUUUUAUAAUGCCCUACAUUUCACAACAAGGACAGUUUAACAGGAAUCUUAUCAGAUGUUUUUUUUUUUUUGGCUAUCAUAGAAGGACAUGGAAGUAUUUUGUGCCAGCUGUAAAAGAAUCUGUGGUAAGAUAAAAGAAAAUGAAGUUGUACAUUUUUCAUACCUCUUGUUGUAAAGUUUUAAUAUGUGAGGCUUUAAACGCAGAUGUUGGCAAGCUGACCUGUCACCUGCUUUAUCUCAUAGUGCUCUUUUCUACUUUUUUAUGAGUUACAGUAGCAGCAAAUCAUUUGUUUGUAUUUUUGCUUACAUUUCAGAAAUUAAUUGCUUUAAAAAAAAAACUGACAGUAAAAUAAAUAAAUCCGGCUCAUGUCAGUCGGAAACUCCACCUGUUUUUAAACAUCAUGAAUGUCGUUUUUUAAGUUUUUAUGUUUGCCAUCCAAAAACCCAUUAAAAAAGGCAUUCCAUCGUCAAUAUGAUACUAGCCAUAAUUUUGUAUUAUAUUUCUCUGUGUCUCUCUCUCUGUUUGCAAUUAAAAUUAUCAAAAAUAUUUAUUUCAAGGAACUGAUUCAUUUCAAAGAUUAUAUUAGCCAUACUUUUGUACAAAA
Messenger RNA from Danio aesculapii, 3923 nucleotides. RefSeq names its product TOX high mobility group box family member 3 (gene tox3). Gene Ontology annotation, biological process: regulation of transcription by RNA polymerase II. Lineage: Eukaryota; Metazoa; Chordata; Actinopteri; Cypriniformes; Danionidae. Bases 602 to 2365 code for a protein of 587 amino acids. Gene Ontology annotation, molecular function: chromatin DNA binding. The record is from RefSeq and is a predicted model, not a curated record. The transcript is spliced from 7 exons. Gene Ontology annotation, cellular component: nucleus.